This is a messenger RNA of Purpureocillium takamizusanense, 4111 nucleotides long. RefSeq names its product Malate dehydrogenase (oxaloacetate-decarboxylating) (NADP(+)). Bases 1438 to 3807 code for a protein of 789 amino acids. Gene Ontology annotation, cellular component: mitochondrion. The transcript is spliced from 4 exons. The record is from RefSeq and is a predicted model, not a curated record. Gene Ontology annotation, biological process: malate metabolic process; pyruvate metabolic process. Lineage: Eukaryota; Fungi; Ascomycota; Sordariomycetes; Hypocreales; Ophiocordycipitaceae. Gene Ontology annotation, molecular function: malate dehydrogenase (decarboxylating) (NAD+) activity; NAD binding.
AACCAAACAAAAAGGAAGAGCUGGCUUCCCCUUUCGUACACGCGGACAGCAAGCAUGCAAGAAGCACAGCCCGUCCAGCACUUGGCCGCCGCGUGUUGUUGAACCCGCCGCCGCGCGCACCGGCCACCGUCCCCAUCCUCCCAACCCGCUGCCCUUGUUUGGCCUGCGAUUUUUCCCGGCGGAACGCGCAGGGAGAGAGAAAAAAAAAAGAGGGCUCCCCCGGAACGAAGUACCUGUGGUGCGUUCCUCUCUUCUGUGCUACACCGACGAGAGGCCCUGGGCAAAGGGACGAGUUCUGUACGCGCCGCCUUUUUGAGGCAAGCAGGCAGGCAGGCAGGCAGGCAUUCGACGGAGCCUCGCGCGCCUCCCCCCCCGGUGUCGGUCACAUCCCCAGUGGCGCCGACUUGGGACCGGCCGCUCGCCUCCGUCGCGCGCCGUCUACGAUCUACGUACCAAGUAGCAGCAGCACCCACCCGGCCGCCCCUUGACUUCUGGGGCUCACGUCCAACGCCAGGCCCCAUCCGUCGUCUCUCCCGUUACCACAGCUGCCGAGCUUCGGCCACGAAGCAAAUUGGAAACGCUUCCAGCUUCUUCUCCAACUGUUGGAGAAAGUCGGGGCAGCCACACGCACGGCCGCGCGCGCCGCUCACGCCGCGGUACAGUAAUCGCACUCACACCCACCAACCCCACAGACGUAACCACUGCCUGGGCACGUCUUUUUCCCGCCGUUGGUGCUCCCGGCAUUGGCUCUGCUCUGCUUUGGCCCUCUCCAACUUCACCCGUCCACCUCCGUCGUCGUCCGCCGAGCGCAACACGCCGCUGCCCCUGCGCCGGCAACACGCCUCUCUCGAAACGGCCCCUUCCAUCGCAGUUGGCCCUCCGCCUGCUCCGGCCCUCAACCACAAUAGUACCACUCACUUCAUUGGACGCGGCUCUACCAGCCUGCUUCUUCAGCGGCGCUCGUAUUGGCUUGCACCCGGACCAGCCUGCACUUGGGCUCAUUUUGUUCCGACUCAAGUACCCGGUACCUCAUCCAGUACUCGACUGUAUUCAUACCUCCAAACUACCUACCUUGGCUCGGGAUCGCUUCGCUUCCUCUCACCCCCAUCCCAUAUUCACUCAUCUCGCCGUUCCGUCCGCCUCUUGCGCUCCUUCUUCCUCCAAACAUUUUCUCUCCACUCUUCCUCCUAUUCCUACUCCUCCUCCUUCUCGCUCUCACCCUCGCGCCCUCCUCCAUCGCACUCUGGGCUGGCAUCCUCUGUUGCUGCCAGCAUCUGAAACCAGUCCGCCUACACCAGGCGCGCACCAAGCAAACCUGUCAGUCUAUCCUCCGACACGCCCUGGUUGCUUCCCCGUCUCUCCGUUCCCCUGGCCCGCCAUCCCCUCCCCCUUCCCGCUCCCCUUGGUGGCCCAGCGAUUGCCUCCCCCCUGUCCCCCAUGCAGCGGCACGCUCUCGCGAUGUGGACCGGGCCUCCCCUCCGCCGCGGACCGUCCCCCAGCGUGUUAAUAAACGGUCGGUCCCGCCGUCGUCUGCUCGCCGCUGCUGCUGGUGAACAACAACAGCAUCAAGGCCCCUCCUUUGUCCCGUCCGCGUCCAGGUUGUCUGCCGCUCGUGGUCCUGCCCUGCAUCAGCAUCAGCACCAUCACCAGUCCGCACUGCCCUCUGCCUCUUCUGCAACGAGACCGGCACUCCCCGCUCCGGUGCCCGGCUCGUUUCUCCCCAACACCGCCAUGUCCAUGGCCUCGUACUCGUACACCGUUGAUAGUUCCGACAACUCUUCAACCCCUCGGUCCUCUUCCCCUUCAUCGUCCGUAUACUCUGGCCGCUCCUCUCGCACGUCCCUGUCUAAUAAGCGCUUGUCCCUUUCUGGCCGUCGCAGACUCACAGACUUUAACCCCAUGGCAUCUGUUGACGUCGUCGCAAUUCAAGAAGCAAUGAGACUCACAGCCCUCGACCAGCACCGUGGGUACGCCCAGGACCACUUCCAAGAGGUCCAGCAACACCGCGACACCGAGUAUCUCUCGCACACGCAGGCCGCCGGCUAUCAGGUCAUCCGCGAGCCCUUAUGGAAUAAGGGCCUGUCAUUUAGCCCCGACGAGCGUAUUGCCAAGAACCUCACCGGUCUGUUGCCGCACGCCAUGGAGAGCCUGACGCAGCAGUGCGCCAGGGCGAUGAAGAUGAUCGAGACGCGCCAGACCAACAUCGACAAGUAUCUCUACCUGUCGUCGGUUAAGGCCCAGAAUACCGACCUCUUUUAUCGCCUGCUCAUGGACAAUAUUCGCGAACUCAUGCCCCUGGUCUAUACCCCGACGAUUGGCGACGUCUGCCUGCAAUAUUCGACCUUGUACACGCGCCCCGAGGCCCUGUAUAUCUCCAUUAAGCAGCGCAAGUCGAUUCGCACGAUGCUCAGGAAUUGGCCUUGCCCCAACCCUGAGAUCUGCGUUGUCACGGACGGUUCCCGUAUCUUAGGUCUGGGAGACUUGGGCGUCAACGGCGUCGGUAUUUCGAUCGGUAAGCUGUCUCUGUAUACCGCUGCCGCUGGUAUCCACCCGGAGAAGACACUGCCCAUUGUUCUGGACUGCGGCACGGACAACGAAACGAAUCUGCAGGACCCUCUGUAUCUUGGUCUACGCCAAAAGCGCGUCUCCAAGGCCGACCAGCAGGCGUUCAUGGACGAGUUCAUGGAGGCAGUCAAGGACGUCUAUCCCGAAAUGGUUGUCCAGUUUGAGGAUUUCGAGAGCGAGAAAGCCUUCAACUACUUGGACCGUUACAGAAACACCCACAGGUGCUUCAAUGACGAUAUCCAAGGUACUGGCGCUGUCGUCCUAGGCGGUUAUAUUGGCGCUGUGAACCUAUCCGGUGUUCCCCUGGAGGAGCAGCGUCUGGUCUUCAUGGGUGCCGGCUCAGCCGGCGUUGGCGUGGCCAAGCAGCUCGUUGAAUACUACACUCGUAGGGGUCUCUCAGAAGCUGAGGCUCGCGACAAGUUCUGGCUUGUCGACACCAAGGGUCUUGUCACUAAGGACCGUGGUGACAAGCUUGCUGAGCACAAGAAGUAUUUCGCUCGCCACGACAACAACGGCCAUCAGUUCCGCACCCUGGAAGAGGUCAUCGAGUACGUCAAGCCCAGCGCGCUAGUUGGCUUGACCGCCACCUUUGGCGUCUUCACCGAAUCAGUGGUGCGCGCUCUGAAGGCUUCCGUGGACGCCGGCGGCAUGGGUCGCCGUCCUAUCCUGUUCCCGCUCAGUAAUCCUUUGACCAAGGCUGAGUGCACGUUUGAGCAGGCCGUGCAAUGGACUGACGGUACUGUCAUCUUCGCCUCGGGCUCCCCAUUCCAGUCCUUCAGCUUGAAGGUUGGUGGAGAGGCUGGAUCGGUCACAUACCACCCUAACCAGGGCAACAACGUCUAUGUGUUCCCUGGUCUGGGUCUGGGUGCCAUCCUUUCCAAAGCCUCGCGCGUCACCGACGACAUGGUCUACAUGUCUGCAGAAGCUCUUUCAGGCACCCUCAAUGCGGACGAGAUCCACAAGGGCCUCAUCUACCCCAGAAUCGAGCGUGUGCGUGACGCAAGCAUUGUCGUGGCGCGAGAGGUGAUGAAGGCGGCUCGUCGCGACGGCGUCUCGGAGCUGCCCGAUUCCCUGUGGGCAGAGUGGGAGGAGUGGGGUGACGUCGCGCUCACGACGUAUAUCAAGCAGCGCAUCUAUGACCCUGCUUGCUUCUCCGACCCUGGGCGUCACCUCUGCGCCACGUGCUCGCAAGAGCACAAGGGCCCUUCUAUGCUGAGGAAGGAGAAGGAGUCUCAUCUGUGAGGUUCAUGAAGCUAGGACUACUGCCCACGACCACAUUGACGAGCCUGUGAAAAGGGAUAAUUGUGAUGAGCAUAUGGGAGGGAUGGCGUUUUAUGGUUGAAAGCUGCGCUGCCUUGCUCCGGCAAGAGUCGGUCACCGACAAGCAGCGGUUUCGUUCUGGGUAAAGCUGCGCUAGAUACACUCGUUAGCCACGGUCAGACGAUGUGCGGCUUGCACUCAGCUGGUAUAAUUUCAGCGAUUCUUGGCAUAUGCCAGGGACAGACAGAAUGCAACAAGACAGUGCCGUUUUCGAUGAUGCCGACUG